Drosophila santomea is the source of this 1963-nucleotide messenger RNA. Its product is annotated as L-asparaginase. The coding region runs from base 84 to 1901 and encodes 605 amino acids. Gene Ontology annotation, biological process: amino acid metabolic process. Lineage: Eukaryota; Metazoa; Arthropoda; Insecta; Diptera; Drosophilidae. The record is from RefSeq and is a predicted model, not a curated record. Gene Ontology annotation, molecular function: protein binding; asparaginase activity. The transcript is spliced from 3 exons.
UGGAUCUUACUGUCACUCUGAGCAUUUGAAGCUGCUCGUUAGUUUAGUUUUGGAAACCACACAAAAUCUUGAAAUAGCCCGAAAUGCCAGCGGGGAAGUGCGGUUGCUUGAAGAAGGAGGCUCGCGUCCAUGUCAUCUACGUUGGUGGAACCAUCGGAAUGAUCCGCAACGAGUCCGGAGUACUGCACGCCGUACCCAUGGUGCUGGGUCAGCAGCUUCAGGAGUUUCCCAGCUGCCACGACAGGCAUUACAAAAACAAGGUGGAUGACUGUGGCAUGAUGGUGUUACCCGCUGUGUCUGGUGCUCCGUAUAGAGUCCUUUACGAUUUGAUUGAGUUCAGUCCACUGGUGGACUCCAGCUGCAUGGGCUUCUGCGACUGGAAGCGCAUUGCAAACGAAGUGGGAAGAUCAUACAAUUCCUACGACGGCUUCGUGAUCCUCCAUGGAACUGAUACCCUAGCCUACUCCGCCUCGGCACUAGCUUUCAUGCUGGAGAGCCUGAACAAACCCGUGGUAUUUACUGGAGCACAGAUUCCGAUCUUUGAGGCUCGCAGCGAUGGUCGUGAGAACUUCCUGGGCGCACUUCUGAUAGCAGGCAAUUACAGUAUACCCGAGGUGCUGGUCUUCUUUGGCAACAAGAUUCUGCGUGGCUGUCGCUCCACGAAGCUCAGUACGGACUCCUUCCAUGCUCUGGACUCACCCAAUUUGGCACCAUUGGGUCGGGCGAAUGUCAACAUCGAGAUAAACAGCCGCCAAAUCUUCCGGCCAUGCAAUAUUAAGCCGUUUUCGCUUCAAUCGGAACUGGAAAAGAACGUGGCUCUGCUGCGAAUCUAUCCCGGAAUAAGUGUCAGUGUGGUGCAGGCAAUACUGAAGGAUCCAACGAAAGGUGUGGUUCUCCAGACCUAUGGAGCCGGCAACUUUCCGGUGAAUCGUGAGGACUUGCUGGACGAACUCAGGGAGGCUGUACACAGAGGCGUCAUUAUCGUCAACAUCACGCAGUGCUCGGCGGGCAUGGUGGCUAACAUUUACGAGACGGGUCAGGGGCUGCUCGACGUGGGCGUGAUUCCCGGCUACGAUAUGACUCAGGAGGCCGCCUUUACCAAGCUGGCCUAUGUGCUGUCCAAGCCGGAGUGGGACAUUGCCAACAAGAAGAAGGUGAUGCUGCUGAGUCUGCGCGGCGAGCUGACCACCAAUAAGGUGGCCAAGAUCAACGAUAUUGACCUGAUCGAGGGCGUGGCCCGCACAUUGCACAUGUCCACGGCGAUGGAACGGCAGCAGAUGUGCUCCACGUUCUAUCCCGCUUUGGUGGCGGCCGCAGUCACCGAAGGUGAUGUCCACAAGUUGGGCGAUCUCAAGCAGUACGGCGCCAAUCUGUGCGACACAAACUGCGAUGGGCGCUCCGCCAUGCACUUGGCCUGCUUCCUGGGCAAACUGAAUUGCGUCUGCUUCCUGAUCUCCGCCGGUUGUCCGGUAAAUGUCCACGAUCGAUUCAACCGCACUCCAUUGCACGAGGCCAUCGACACGGACAACCAUGACAUAAUAAAGACGCUCCUCAAGAACGAUGCCAAGCUCAACGAUCCGCCGCUGGUCCAGGCGGAGCUACUGCGUGCCCUUACCGAGCGGGCUAAGAUCAAGCGAUUGGAGUCAUUCCGGCUGGCCGGUGCCAAUCUCACGCUGGCCGAUCGGACAGGUCGAACCGCGCUGCACUACGCCUGCCAGUUGGGCAACCACGAGGUGGUCGAAUAUCUGCUGCCGCACUACGAGAAUCCCUACAUCAAGGAUGAGCUGGGCAUGUCGCCCAUCGACUACGCCAAGGCAGCCAAUCAUGCCCACAUCCUGACGCUGAUGCGAUUCAAGGAGAAGGAGCUGGCCAAGCAAGAUCCGUGUUCCUGUACGAAUUAGAAGAAGGCACUGUUGAAAGCUCCUAGUCCAAAAUUCCAAAUUAAAGACCAUUCUGAACCGCU